AUGCCAAAUAUCAGAAGGAGAAAACUUUUAUAUAUAUUAAUAAUCAUAACUAGCUCAAUCGGACUUUUAAUUUAUCACACAAAUCUUCUAGAUAAUAAAAAUUUAUCAUUUACUAAUCAAGAUUGGUCAUUUAAAUCACUUAGUGAUAGUUUUGAUUUUUCAUAUUUACCAGAUCUAAGUACUAAUCUCAAAAAUUCAUACAACAAAUUAAAUUUAAAUUCAAACAAUGAAGCACAAAAUUCAAAAGGUUAUGUUUUAGAACCAAAUAACGUUAAAUUUAAAUUUUUGAACAAAAAUAAGAUCAAAAGUUCACCAAAGGAAGUUGUUGAAGAAACGACUAAAAAGUACAAAAAGUUAUUAUCUACAGAAGUUGGAAAACCUCAAGAUGCAUCUUUAAUCCCACCACCUUCCAGAGAUGAUUUACCAAAUUACAAACACGCAAAUGCAACGAUUAUAGCAUUAGUUAGAAAUGAGGAAGUCAUAAAGAUAGGGCAAAGUAUACGUAGAUUUCAAAAAAAUUUCAACUCAAAAUUUAACUACCCAUAUACAUUCAUCAAUGAUCAACCAUUCACAGAUAAAUUUAAAAGAAGAAUCAUAAAAUAUACUGAAAAUGCACCGGUUGAAUUUGUUCAAAUCCAGCCAGAACUUUGGGAUAAACCAAGUACAAUAGAUACAGAAAAAGAACAAAAAGCAAUGCAAAUAUUAUAUGAUCAUGAUAUCGCAUAUGCCAAAAAGGGCUCAUAUCAUAAUAUGUGUCGAUUUUAUUCAGGUCAAUUUUAUAAUGUUCCAGAAUUACAAAAAUAUAAAUAUUAUUGGAGAAUAGAACCUCAAGUCCAAUUUUAUUCUGAAAUUAAUUAUGAUGUUUUUAAAUAUAUGGAAUCAACUCAAAAGAUCUACGGUUUCACUGUUAGUUUAUAUGAUAUUGAAGAAUCUAUUAAAACUUUAUGGCCAGAAACUUUGAAAUACUUAAACAGGGAUGAAAAUUAUAAAUAUGUUAAUACAAACGGUAGUUUCCAAUGGUUAGUUGAAAAUUUACAAAAUCCAAAAAAGAAUAAAAUAGCUGGUGGUUAUUCAACUUGUCAUUUUUGGUCAAAUUUUGAAAUUGGUGAUAUGGAUUUUUUCAGAGGGGAAGCUUAUAAUAAUUGGUUUAAAUAUUUGGAUUCAACUGGUAAAUUUUAUUAUGAAAGAUGGGGUGAUGCUCCUAUACAUUCUAUUGGAGUUAGUUUAUUUGCUGAUAAAUCUAAGAUUCAUUGGUUUAGAGAUAUAGGAUAUAGUCAUGAUCCAUAUUAUCAUUGUCCACGAACUCCUUUUACUAGAGGUUGUAACGUUGGUAAAUUUAGUAGGUAUGAACAUUUGAAUGAUCAAAAUUGUUUAAUAAAUUGGCUAGAAUACGAUAAUAUAAAAGAUGUUUAUUAA
Lodderomyces jiufengensis is the source of this 1416-nucleotide messenger RNA. It is a transcript of the gene KTR4, whose product is annotated as putative mannosyltransferase. Lineage: Eukaryota; Fungi; Ascomycota; Pichiomycetes; Serinales; Debaryomycetaceae. Gene Ontology annotation, cellular component: membrane; Golgi apparatus. Gene Ontology annotation, biological process: protein N-linked glycosylation; cell wall mannoprotein biosynthetic process; protein O-linked glycosylation. Gene Ontology annotation, molecular function: alpha-1,2-mannosyltransferase activity. Bases 1 to 1416 code for a protein of 471 amino acids. The record is from RefSeq and is a predicted model, not a curated record. The transcript has a single exon.